CAAGUGUCUUCAAUGCAGCAUUCAUUUCUGUGUAAAUUGUGCUACUACCACAUUAUUGUCCAAGACCCCCAUAAAGUUUAAGUAUCACGAGCACCCUGUUUAUUUUGUUGAGAAAAUACAGACUUAUUUCGACUAUUGUGAUGGCUAUGAUUCUUAUUGUAAGAAUCCAAUGAUCCAGAAUAAAAAAGAAUUCAAUCGAAAUACCAAAUCAUCUGCGUUCUCUUGUGCGGAGUGCAGUUUCAAAGUCCACUUACAAUGUGGUAUGCUGCCUAGCACUGUUUCAUAUGAAUUUCACAUACACCCUCUGGUUCUUGUUGAUUGGGUUAUCGACGAUGGAUGUGGAGAAUAUUAUUGUGAUAUAUGCGAAACUGAAAGAGAUCCGCGACUUUGUGUAUACUAUUGUGAAGAUUGUAAGUACGUUGCCCACGUACAAUGUCUGGCUUCUGAGAUUAUAAAUGUACUAAAGGGAGAUCUUAAAGAUGUGAAGUUCAAGAUGGUGGGCGACGAUGUUUGGAAAUUCCCGGAAGAAAUAAAAAAUGAAGGCGUAGAAAUAACAGAGAAAGGAAACUCUAUUUGGAUUUUUCAAGAUUUAAUAGAUAACUUGACUGAAUGUGAGCUAAAAUGUGUUAGAGAUCAUUUUGAUUGGGAAAAGGUCGAUAAGAAUUCGGAAAAGGAAAAACAUCAAAGUAUAGAGACCACUAAUAAACUAAUCCUGAAUGAUGAGAACAUUGAUGAGCUUCUACAUAUUGCACAGCUUACAAAGAAUGAGUUCUUAUCAUUUAUUUACGAUGAGUUUGAAUCCAGUUAUGAAAAAGAAAAAUUGAAAAUAGAGUCAAGUGUUCUAUUGCAGAAGAUGGUUGAUGUUGAAGGUUAUUCAAUCCCUUUGAAUUUGGUGUCUGUUAUGAAACAUAUACUUCACCAAUAUGGAGACAUUGGACAGAAUUCCACUUCUUCUUCGUCAUUAAAGAGCAUAUGUUUUUUCCUUAUAUGCCGUGUCAUGAAAAAGAUGUACUCUAUUUUGGUCAUAGACAUCUCUAAAGAUCUUCUUCAAGAAUGGUAUUCAUACAUAAGAUUUGCAAAAGACUAUGCUGAGUUCGAUGUGGAUUUUAUGGAGGCAUCUUUAGAGGCAAUCACAGAAGAUUUCUUCUAUGUCCAAGUGAGUAACCUACUUGACGAUGAAAUACCAACUGUAAUCAACAAUAAUAUGGCAAACCAACGAAAGGAGUUGCAUCAGCUGGUUGAAGAGUUACAAACUAAGAUGGGAAAGUAUGAAUCCAAACUUGAGAUGCGCAAAAGAUUUUGUGAAUCUACUUCGGAGAAGAAGUUCAUGAAGAAGAAUAUAGACAAUGUGAUGAAACUGAAGUGGAAGACAGUUAGCCAGAUUUGGGAUACUCCACACUGAUGAUGUCGCUGACAAUGUCGAUGUUGCACAUGACAACAGAUUAUCUCAUGCUAAUGAUGGAAGUUUUAUUAACGAUAUUGAUGAAUAUGAUGUGUUGGGGACGAAUAAUAAAGACAUGAUGAGUAAGAACUUCUUGUAGACCUUAGUAGUGUGAUGAUGAUAAUGAUCAUGUCUCUCCCUGUUCAUAUAAAUUUAACUAGUGAUAGCUAUUUCUCUAUGUAGUUUGUAUUUCUUAAAAAAAAAUGUUAUAUUAAGAAAAAAAUGGACAAUGUGAUGAAAUUGAAGUGGAAAAUGGCUAGUGAUGUUGGCUUUUGAUAUCAGUUUGGAUAUUAAUUGUUUAUGGUUUUAUAAC
This is a messenger RNA of Humulus lupulus (European hop), 1754 nucleotides long. RefSeq lists its product as uncharacterized. The transcript has 3 exons. Lineage: Eukaryota; Viridiplantae; Streptophyta; Magnoliopsida; Rosales; Cannabaceae. The record is from RefSeq and is a predicted model, not a curated record. Bases 170 to 1402 code for a protein of 410 amino acids.